ACACAAAGGAACUUGUUCAGGCUCCUGGAUCUUAUAUAUUCCCGGCUGCCAGCUCCAGCCAUCCAACUUUGGUUGCAGGCCAUCAGUGUGGAAAAAGACUUCUCAGAUGCUUGGUUACUCUACAUGAGGCAACAUUUCCUGACAAGUAGUGGCAUUAAGAGUCUUGUCCAAAGUCCUGAGGUGGCAGAAAGUCUGCAUACACUCUGCAAGCAGCUAAAUCAGUCACCCAUUGGACACAUGAAAGUAGGCUGGUAUAAAAAUCCCUGUGUCCCCAUGGAAGAUGAGCAGACUAUAGACUUUGAUAGCAGAAUACUGAUAGAAGACAAAGAAAGAUACCAUGUAAAUGAUGGCACUAAAGAAUUGUUUAUUGACUCGCUACCACUGAGCUCCCUGACAGAAGCAAAUACAGAGGCCACAGAAGAGAUACCAGUUUUGCCUGCAUCUAUUGAGGCUCGUGCCCCUAAACUCAAGCAGUUCCUUUACUUUAACAUGGAGUCUGAGUCGCUGGACCACGAAUUUCUAACAGAGAUAAAUAAAAUAUUUGAUUUGUGUAGCCCAUUACAGCUGGAAACUCUCUUCUCUAGUGCUGGCAUUGCACAGCUCUCCCUGAAGUGCCUGUUUCAGCUCUGCGUUCACAUUGAUUCGUUAUCCCCGGACAUUAGUUAUGCCCAUGCCAAGUCAUUAGCCAAAAGUCUCUUCUUGGAUAGGGUGCUCUUACUCACUUCACCGGCAUCUCGUACUCUCACCGCAGCACUUUCUACGUUUUGCAACAAGUAUGCCCAUUCUGCCUGCAGCAGUCUUAUUGGCCCCAUAUUGGUUCAAGCAGAACCAGGCACCGUGCAUGCUGAUUUUCUUUGCCGAAUGGUUUCUGAAUGUCUUCAACCACAUCAGCUGCAUCUGUGUUUUAGUCCAAUCCUUGAUAUAUCAUGCACUGAAGUUGCUAUUGCUAUUCUGCACUUGCUGAUUGAUAAAAAGGAUAAAUUCUGUCAGUCAGAAUUUGACCCAUUAUUAAACUAUCUGUGUCAAGCUGCUGAGAAGUUUUCAAAGUCUGUUACCUUUUCCAAAUUGUUGUUGGUCCUCCUGAACAGCAAGCCUAACCUGAUUCAGUUAUCUCAUCUUGGACCUUUAACUAGUGCACUGAACUGUAACCAGACUUUCAUGAAGAAGUCCCUGCAAAAUGCAUUAAAGAAAGUAGCAGAACAAAAAUAAAUUCCUGACUUUAUAUUAUGUAUUACACACACGUCGGA
Nanorana parkeri is the source of this 1247-nucleotide messenger RNA. It is a transcript of the gene FANCE, whose product is annotated as Fanconi anemia complementation group E. Gene Ontology annotation, biological process: interstrand cross-link repair. Lineage: Eukaryota; Metazoa; Chordata; Amphibia; Anura; Dicroglossidae. The record is from RefSeq and is a predicted model, not a curated record. Gene Ontology annotation, cellular component: Fanconi anaemia nuclear complex. The annotation marks the transcript as partial. The transcript is spliced from 9 exons.